Molecule: messenger RNA, 2794 nt
Organism: Diabrotica virgifera virgifera (western corn rootworm)
Lineage: Eukaryota; Metazoa; Arthropoda; Insecta; Coleoptera; Chrysomelidae
Product: zinc finger protein OZF-like
Exons: 4
Coding region: 159-1706 (515 amino acids)
Biological process (GO): regulation of transcription by RNA polymerase II
Molecular function (GO): DNA-binding transcription factor activity, RNA polymerase II-specific; RNA polymerase II cis-regulatory region sequence-specific DNA binding
Source: RefSeq, a predicted model, not a curated record
UUUGUUUUGUUUGUUUUGGGUUUUUGCUUUGUUUUGUGUUUGUAUUUUGAUUUUUGAUAUUUAUUUGUAUUUUGUAAUUUUGUAGUUUGUAUUUUUCGCCCCGGCCAGUCCCAGUGAUUUUGUCUUUGAGUGUUCAGUUUAUUUUUUAUUUGUUAGCUAUGGAAUCUAACAUAGAAAUAAUUAAAGAAGAGUCUGUUGAAUGUGGCCAAAGUUACAUAGAGCAUCAGCUAUUGACAUCAACCGAUCUUGAGGGCAUAGAGAAUGGACCAGCAGCUAGGGCAGUAAAAGCCGAAUUUAAGGAAGAGUUCCUUGAAAGUAAUCCAAGAUAUAUAGAGGGUCAGGUAUCCACCUUACUUGAUGUGAGACAUUUAAAGGAUGAGCCAGAUGAGUAUAACUCAGAUCGGGCAGUAAAAGCAGAAAUUAAGAAAGAGUUGGUUGAAGAUGAUCCAAGAUAUACAGAGAGUCAGCUAUCCACCUCCCUUGAUCUGGUAGACUUCAAGGAUGAAGACACCUCAGGCUUUCUUGAAGAGGAAAACACAUCGGAAAUUACGAAAACAAUUGUUCACUCAUGUGAUACAGAACAACCUAUGUGCCGACAACCGAACCAACCCAUAGAAGAAAAAACAGUAAAUUGUAAUAUUUGUUUUAAGCAGCUUGCCAAUAGAAGUUCAUUAAACAAACACAUGCUAGUUCACACAGGACAAAAGCCUUACAAGUGUGAAAUUUGUCUAAAGCAGUUUACUAAUAAAAGCAGUGUGAACACCCAUAUGAAAGUUCACACUGGUGAAAAACCUUACAUGUGUGAAAUUUGUUUCAAGCAGUUCACUAAUAAAAGAAACUUGAAUUACCAUAGGAACUUGCAUACAGACGAAAAACCUUACAAGUGCGAGAUUUGUUUCAAGCAGUUCACUGAUAAAAGAAACUUGAGUAACCAUACGAAAAUUCACGUUGGCGAAAAACCUCACAAGUGUGAAAUUUGUUUCAAGCAAUUUACUCAAUUGAGUAAUUUAAAAACACAUUUAACGUCGCACACUGGAGAAAAACCUCACAAGUGCCAAAUAUGUUUUAAGGGGUUUAUAUAUAAAAGUUUUUUGGUUAAACAUACCAUGGUUCACACUGGCGAAAAACCUUACAAGUGUGAAAUUUGUUUAAAGCGGUUUGUUCAUAAGAAUUUUUUGGCUAAACACACAAUGGUUCAUACUGGGGAAAGACCUUAUCAAUGUGAAAUUUGUUUCAAGCAGUUUAUUGAAAAAAGAAAUUUGAAUAACCAUACCAAAGUUCACACUGGCGAAAAACCUCACAAGUGUGAAAUUUGUUUCAAGCAAUUUAUUCACUCGAGUAAUUUAAAAACACAUUUGACAUUGCACACUGGGGAAAAACCUCAUAAGUGCGAAAUUUGCUUAAAGUCGUUUACACUUUUAAACACUUUAAAAGCACAUAUAAGAUUACAUACAGGGGAAAAACCUUAUAAGUGCGAAUCUUGUAUAAAGUCGUUUACUCAUCUGAGUACUUUAAAAGUACAUAUGAGGUUGCACACUGAGGAAAAACCUUAUAAGUGCGAAAUUUGUUUAAAGGAGUUUGCUCAUAAAAGUUCUUUGGAUGUACAUACGAACGUUCACACUGGCAAAAUCUCUUACAAGUGCGAAAUUUGUUUUAAGGAGUUUACUUGUUCGAGUAAUUUAAAAAGACAUUUGAGAUUGCACUAAGGGGAAAAACCUUACAAGCGCGAAAAGCAGUAUACUGAAGAAAGAAAUUUGAAUAAUCAUACGAAGGUUAUAAGGGAAAAACCUUAUAAGUGCGAAAUUUGAUUAAAACGGUUUAUUUAUAAAAGUCUUUUGGUUAGACAUACGAAAGUUCACACUGGUGAAAAACCUUACAAGUGUGAGAUUUGUUUCAAGCAUUUUUAUGAUAAAAGAAAUUUGAAUAACCAUACGAGACUUCAUACAGGCGAAAAUCCUCACAAGUGCGAAAUCUGUUUUAAGGCGUUUGUUCAUUUAAGAAAUUUAAAAUUGCAUAUGAUAUUCCACACUGGCGAAAAACCUUAUAAAUGUGAAAUUUGUUUAAAGCAGUUCACUCGUGCACAUAAUUUGAAAAUUCAUAUUAAGUCGCACACUGGAGAAAAACAGUACAAGUGUGAAAUUUGUUUUAAGCAGUUUUCUCUAAAAAAUAAUUUGAAAACACAUUUGAAACUGCACACUGGAGAGCAACAUUACAAGUGUGGAAUCUGUUCCAAGCAGUUUACUUAUAAAAGUUCAUUGAAUCAACAUACUAAAGUUCACACUGGCGAAAAACCUCACAAGUGUGAAAUUUGUUUUAAGCAGUUUAAUCAUACGAGUAAUCUAAAAACACAUUUGAUAUUGCACACUGGUGAGAAACCUUAUAAGUGUGAAAUUUGCUUUAAGGAGUUUAGUCAAAAUAUUAACUAUUAAAAUACUUUAACAAAAUAUUAAAGUGAUGUAUGAAAAGUUAAUUGAUCUAAAUUGUCCUUUACCUGUCAAUUUAAACGAAAUUCUUUUUCCAAAAAAUAAGCAGACGUUAAAAUGUCUUUACGAAUAUGUAACGUCCUGUAAAUUUAAAUUUUAAAUAGGAUUAGAUAAUAAAAUUAAAAAUUGUAAAAAUAUCACACAAAAUUGAAAAAUGUAUUCAUUAAUAUAUUAUAACACCCUGUAAAUUUAGAUAAUAAGUAGGCUUAGAUAUUAACUUAAAAUUGUUAUUGUAAUACCAUACAAAAAAAACAAAUAGUCUGGCUAAUCGGCUAUGUCAAAGCCAUUAAUAAAUAAAAAAAAAAAAAGGA